Molecule: messenger RNA, 2993 nt
Organism: Lepisosteus oculatus (spotted gar)
Lineage: Eukaryota; Metazoa; Chordata; Actinopteri; Semionotiformes; Lepisosteidae
Gene: angpt1
Product: angiopoietin 1
Biological process (GO): angiogenesis; Tie signaling pathway
Molecular function (GO): receptor tyrosine kinase binding
Source: RefSeq, a predicted model, not a curated record
UCACACAUCCUCAGCACAGGGGCACGUUCGCAUACACAUUCUUCUCAAGUCAACGUGUGGGGAAGGCAGGGAGUCUGCCUCAAGCCUGGCUCAAACGCGCAGCCCUUAUAAAUCUCACUGAGGACACAAAGAGAACUGCAGUCCUAAAAGCUAUCUUGGAGAGGAGCUUUGAGACUUCUGCACCGUCCACGGGGGAAGUUACCAAUCCUUCAACCAGGACGCCGGACACCUCAUUUAAGCCAUGCAUUUCCAAAGGCAGCUGUGAAUAUCAAUGUUCGCCUGCACAAACAUUUUGGAUUUUUGCUUUAUUCUCAUGGGGGUAUAGGUACCAUUCAGGUUGUUAUGACAUUUUCACUGUUUUCUAAUUGAGAAAAAGGAAAGGCACAGAAAGAAAGGACAGAGAGAGAGAGAGAGAGAGACCAGCAAAGGAACAAGUCACCUCAGCUGGUCAUUGUUUGUUUGUUGCUUUUCAUUACGAUGAUCUGGGAGAUGUUUGCCUAUCACUUCCUCUCACUUGUCUUUCUGGCGGUGUUGAUGGGGAGCGCCAGCGUAGUGGAACAGCGGAGUAGGGGUGCCGAUAGCAAUGGGAGGCGAUACAGCCGUAUCCAACAUGGACAGUGCAUGUACACCUUCAUCCUUCCUGAAAAUGACAGCAACUGCCGAGAAGGCAAAGCAGGGCAGUACGACACCAACUCUCUUCAGAGAGAUGCUCCGCAGGUGGACCUCGAGUUCUCCACACAGAAGAUACAGCAUCUGGAGCAUGUCAUGGAAAAUUAUACACAGUGGCUACAGAAGAUUGAAAACUACAUUCAGGAGAACAUGAAGACAGAGAUGGCACAGCUACAGCAGAAUGCGGUCCACAACCACACAGCUACCAUGCUGGAAAUUGGGACCAGUCUGCUAAGCCAGACAGCAGAGCAGACACGUAAACUGACAGAUGUUGAGAUGCAGGUUUUAAAUCAGACUUCUAGACUGGAGAUUCAAUUGCUAGAGAAUUCGUUGUCAACAAAGAAGCUGGAAAAUAAGUUACUGCUACAGACAAAUGAAAUCAGCAACCUACAUGAAAAAAACAGCCUCCUGGAGAACAAAAUGUUAGAGAUGGAGGACAGGCACAAGGAGGAGCUGGAGGUUCUGAGGAAUGAGAAAGCCAGUCUCCAGAACUUGGUGGGACGUCAGAGUAAAAUAAUCCAGGAGUUGGAAAACCAGCUCAACAAGGCCACGGGGAACAACAGCAUCCUGCAGAAGCAGCAGUUAGACCUCAUGGAGACAGUCCAAGGCCUCGUUAACCUCUGCUCCAAAGAAGGAGUGGUACCAAGGAGCACAAAAAGAACAGAAGAAGAGAAGAGAUACAGAGACUGUGCUGACAUUUAUCAUGCUGGUUUUAACAAAAGUGGAGUCUACUCAAUCAAUAUCAACAACAUGCUGGAGACAAAGAAGCAGGUAUAUUGUAACAUGGAGGCAGCAGGAGGGGGCUGGACAGUAAUUCAACGCAGGGAAGAUGGCAGUGUAGACUUCCAGAGGACCUGGAAGGAGUACAAAAUGGGUUUUGGAAGUCCUUCUGGUGAACACUGGCUUGGAAAUGAAUUUAUGUUCUUGCUUACGAGCCAGCGGCAGUAUGCACUGAGGAUCGAAUUGACAGACUGGGACGGAAAUCACGCAUUUUCUCAAUACGACAGGUUUCAUCUGGGAAGUGAAAAGCAAAAAUACAGGUUGUUCCUAAAAAGUCACAGCGGAACAGCUGGGAAGCAAAGUAGUCUCGUGAUACAUGGAGCAGAUUUCAGCACAAAAGAUGUGGACAAUGACAACUGCAUCUGCAAGUGUGCUGUGAUGCUAACAGGAGGUUGGUGGUUUGAUGCCUGCGGACCAUCUAAUCUCAAUGGGAUGUAUUACACUUUAGGACACAAUCUUGGCAAACUCAACGGUAUAAAAUGGCAUUACUUCAAAGGGCCCAGCUAUUCCCUGCGUGCAACAACCAUGAUGAUUCGACCUUUGGACUUCUGAAUUUAUCUUCACAUGAAUGCUGUUGACACCAGUGGCAUCUACAGAAAGGACUGUGCUGUGCGUCUGCCCUGCAAUGACUAAGCAGUCUGAAAAAAAAACUCACUCAUAGAGCACAAUGAUGACUCUCAAACAUUUUUCAAGUUCUUAAAUCAAUACUUUUUGAGCCUUACAUUAGCUGUUGGACUAUAGACUUGUUGACUGCUGUUUUAGACAUAUCCAUGAAGGAAAACCAUUGUAUCACAUUAUCAAUAUUUUGACUUUGAUAACUAAAAACAUGUAUGUCAUCUGAGACCUUGUUGUGUUAGUUUUGAUGGCUGAAAAAUAGCAAUAAUGUAAACAAGACAAAUUAGUAGCAAUUAUGUUUAAAAUGUUUCAAGUUUAGUAAUCACCAUUUGAUUUUGCAUAGUGUUUCGGUAUGAUCUAAACAGUAAUGUGCAGAUGUUUUGAUUGCGUUACAACAUAUAAGGUAUUUUUUGCACUAUACCCAUAUACUUAAAUUUGUAUUUGACAUAUUUCAGAAAUAUCAUGAUGUUAAAUUAAUCCCCUUCUAACAAUACAGUCUCCACAUGACAUUUCAUGCUGUUGUAGUACAUAACUGUACUUGUGCUUGUGCUUGUUAGUAUGCCUACUAUUUUAAGUUCACUGUAAAAAGUAAAAAAAAAACUCAAAAUGUCUCAGAUGCAUCCAUGUACUGUACAUCACAUUUGGCUAUAUUAUUUACUUCCUCAAAUAAAACAUUUAUCACUUACAGCAAUCCUUUUCAAAUUUAGAUUUAGUUGAGUACAUUACUAUUAUUUGCUGCAGUUUCCUUUUUCAUUUGACUUAUUUAGGGGUCUUAAUAUUAGUUUCUAUUUUGGAAUCUAGUGACAAGUCUUUUAUUACAGUAUCUGCUACAGGAGAUUAAUAUCUACUUCAGUUGCUUUUAUUAAAAUGUUUUAAACUAAUUAAAGAAUUCUGGGAUUUCUAAAAAGAAACCAUUUUUGCCUUUGAAA